Molecule: messenger RNA, 1761 nt
Organism: Cavenderia fasciculata
Lineage: Eukaryota; Evosea; Eumycetozoa; Acytosteliales; Cavenderiaceae
Exons: 7
Coding region: 1-1761 (586 amino acids)
Source: RefSeq, a predicted model, not a curated record
AUGGAUGAGAAGAAGGUAUUAGAAUUUCAAAUCAGGAGAUUAUCAAGUGACACCGUCAUCCUGAUGGAGAAUCGUACAUCUUAUGGUGGAUUCAUUCAAUUCCAACAACAAGAGAAUCAAAUAUUACAAAUAGAAUUAAUACAACCCGAAAUCAUCAAUGAGAUACAAGAUAACUUGGAUUUAAUAUGUCUGAUGAUGACAUGUAGAUCAUUUUACUUGGAGUUUAAAGAACAGUAUAAAGAUACACUAAGAUACAAAGAUAUAGAGAUGUUUGAAAGUCCUAGUAAAGGUGGUGAUUUUUGUAAUCAUCUAUAUUACCGAUCGCAACUACCAUACCCUAUGAAAUCAUUCACAUCGUUUGUCAAGAAUGCAUUGGCCAAUCAACUUGUAUUGGGUGAAGAAGAAUCAAAUGUAUUGAUGAAAUAUCAACCAACAUUUGAUCAGUCGUUACCUACCGUACAUACAGCCGCCACCACCAAUGUAAAUAUCAUACCAGUCACCAAUGUAUUUAUUGAAGAAGAGUGUUUUGAAAGUCGACCACCAACAACUACCAAACGUCUCAUCACAGCUAAAUAUAGUCAUUUAAAUUACCUUGCUGGUAGUGAUUGGAUGCCACCAGAGUUGGAAGAAUUGAUGAUGUGGCCUGACGAAGAGAGUCCAACGUUUAUCGAUCUGCCCGAUACACUCCGACAUCUUCACCAUUCGCGAAUCGAUGAUGCUCCACCCGACAAUUUCCGAUUCCCAUCAUCGUUGGUCAGAUUAAAGAUAGAGUCAAAUUGCGACGACGUACCCGUAGUUGUUGCUCGAGCAUCUGACGAUGGAUUUUUUCGACGACUGCGUAGUGGAUGGAACACCCGUCAUCAAAGAUCUUCCCAAACUAGAGUAUCUCAAGUUGGUAAUCUUGAAAAGUUGACCACCGAUGUAGGAACCGCCGAUCAAUACCAUUUUCUAGACUCUCUUAGACAUUUGGUAAUUGGAAUGGGCAAUGCUCAAUUUGGCAGUUCUACAAUUAGAUUGCCAAAGAAAUUAGAGUCGUUGGAGGCAAGAUGCUUGAUAUCGCUACCUCUGUCGUUGCCAACCACUCUCACCUCUUUACAUGUCGCCGACUGCCAAGUUCCCAGUCUUCCUUUAGGACUCUUGUUCCUUAGAGUGCAAACCAUGGUUGACUCUUUUAAUGGGCAUUUUAUCGGACUAGACAUGUCUGUCUUGCCAGCAAGUUUAAAAAGGUUAGAGUUGGAUUUGGUGUCGUCUACCGAACCUCUGCGUAUCGACGAUAUUCUUUCAAACAAGUGUAGAAUAGUCAAUCUUGUAGAUGAUAACUUGGAUUUAGUGUGUCUGCUGAUGACAUGUAAAUCAUUCUACAUAGAGUUUAAAGAAAAGUACAAAGAUGUUCUUCAAUUCAAAGAUAUCAUGAUGAUCGACGAUCCACCAUUCACUAAACGACGUUGUUUUCUAUUUCAAGAGAUUGUGGAUCGAACAACACAAUGCUAUCCAAUGCAAGGGUUUGAAUCGUUGUUUCAAAAUGCAUUGGCUGGUCAGUUGGUUAAUAGAAGAGAUGAAUCAUCACCAUUAUUUGUCGGUAAAUCAUCAUUUCUAAGUACAAUUACAAUUACUUCUUCUUCUUCUUCUUCUCUUUGCUUUGGAUUUAAAACACAUCAAAAUCACGGCCGUGUGACAAGUUACCAUUCGUUCGCACCAAACUUUGGACAUUGUAUUCUUGUAGGUCGCAUCAUGAUUCUCUCUGAUCGAUUAAGUUAUUAA